UAGUAUUUAAAGGAGUACACUUUUGUCAAUUUUAAGCAUUGGCCAAAUAUUGAUGCUUAGUAGCAUCUACUUACAUCAAGUAUCCCCUUCUCUCUCGAGAUCAAAAAUAGCGCCGGCCAAUGAUAACGUUUAAAGUGCGUUGCGAGGACGCACGUGGACCAUGCAUAGUCUCGUGCGUCAAUCGCGCGUUCUUACAAUUAGUCCUACGAACGACGAAGCGGCUCAUGCUCCUCUAGUACUGUGAUUCAACGACGACAAGGUUACGUUGAUUCUACCCGCGAAAAGCAGCAUGGACGAUGAGUCGCCGAUGGCCACGUACCUAGGUCUAGACUUGAGCACGCAGCAGUUGAAAGCAGUGGUGGUUGAUAAUAACUUAGCCGUCCUUCACGAGACCAAUUUACAAUUCGACAAUGAUUUACCGGAAUUUAGAACUUAUGGAGGGGUCAUACGAAAGAAAGAUGAAUCACAUGUCGUAGUAGUACCUCCUCUGAUGUGGGUUAAAGCCUUAGAUAUGAUAUUGGACAAAUUACGCGCUUGCGGUGUCGAUUUUGGCAAAAUAGCAGCUAUUUCCGGUUGCGCGCAACAACAUGGCACGGUUUAUUGGAGCAAAGGCAGCCGCGAUCGAUUACAGCAUUUAGACCCGAUAAAAUUCUUACACAAACAAUUCGCUACAUCGUUUUCCGUGACUUACUCGCCUGUAUGGAUGGAUUCCAGCACGUCAAAAGAAUGUAGUAUUUUGGAGAAAACAGUGGGUGGUCCUCACAAAUUAGCAGAAAUAACGGGUUCACGGGCGUACGAGAGAUUUUCGGGACCACAGAUAGCGAAAAUAGCACGCACGAAGCCGGAUGCCUACUGCAACACUGAGAGGAUCUCGUUGGUGAGCAAUUUUGUCGCCUCCUUUUUUCUGGGCGAUUACGCGCCUAUCGAUUGGUCGGAUGGCUCGGGUAUGAAUCUGUUAAAUAUCCGUACAAAAGACUGGGAUGAUACGUUAUUGGAGACAUGCGCAUCGGGGCUUAAAGAGAAAUUAGGCGAGCCUGUUUCAUCGUACAGCAAUAUCGGUUCUAUAUCACCUUAUUUUGUAGAAAGAUUCGGUUUUAAUGAGAAAUGCAGAAUAAUUGCGUUUACCGGGGAUAAUCCGGGUUCCUUAAUAGGUAUGAGGCUAAAAGAAGGUGAUAUCGCUCUGAGUAUGGGUACGAGCGAUGCCUUAAUUCUAUGGUUGAACGAACCAAAAAUUAUAACAGACGGUCACGUACUGUGCAAUCCAGUGGACGAUAAGGCUUACUUUGCGUUAAUUGGCUGUAAAAACGGUUCCUUGACACGUGAAAGGAUACGGGACGAUGUCGCGCAAGGUAGCUGGCAGAUAUUCAACGAAUUAUUAGAGAGUACGCCGCAAGGAAAUCUCGGCAAUUUUGCUUUAUAUUUUGAUAUGCAAGAGAUAUUUCCCUUUGCCAUUGGAAAUUACAGAUAUAACAAGGCCAAUGAUGAAAUCCCUCGAUACACCUCGAAGGCAGUGGAAGUCAGAGCGUUGAUCGAGGGUCAAUUUGUCGCAAAAAGAGUGUACACUGAAGAUUCUGGAGUUAUUAUUGGACCAAAUACUCGGGUAAUUGCAACGGGUGGUGCCUCUGUAAAUAAAGCUAUACUGCAAGUGCUUUCGGAUGUCUUUAACUCGCCAGUAUAUAUCUCGAAAAUAGCUAAUUCGGCUAUGAUGGGUGCAGCGUAUCAAGCAAAACAUGGUUUACUACGAAAUAAAUACAGCUUCGAUGAAAUUACACGAUCUGCGUCAGAAUUGAUGCUGGUGUGCCAGCCUUACGAUGAUGCCGAAUCGAUUUACAAACCUAUGACCUUACGUUAUCGAAAAAUUGUGGAUCGGAUAUUAAAGAAGAGCGAGCAAAAGAAUGUAUAAAUUUUGUAUAAAAGAUCUAAAAAGGCAUACAAACAUAGCUUGAAAAACAAGCUGUUCUAUACAAGAAUUUGCCAACUUCAUUGUUUUGCUUGUUUUCGUGUAUCCAGCAAUCUAAAUAUCUAUGAAUUUCUUUGCUAAAAAAUUUGAAGAAAAAAAAUUUUUUAACAUAAUAGUAACUAUAAAAUUGCUUAUUCGAUCUAUAGCGGAUCUUGAGGCUGAAUAAUAAUUUUUUUGUGAAUUUAAUAUAUUUAACUCAUAUAAAUAGCUCGUAUAAACUGGGCUCGUACAAAAAUGUCAGUCAUAAAGCACAGUUACACUAUC
Monomorium pharaonis (pharaoh ant) is the source of this 2224-nucleotide messenger RNA. RefSeq names its product xylulose kinase. Gene Ontology annotation, biological process: xylulose metabolic process; D-xylose metabolic process. Lineage: Eukaryota; Metazoa; Arthropoda; Insecta; Hymenoptera; Formicidae. The record is from RefSeq and is a predicted model, not a curated record. Gene Ontology annotation, molecular function: D-xylulokinase activity. The transcript is spliced from 12 exons. Gene Ontology annotation, cellular component: cytosol. The coding region runs from base 290 to 1903 and encodes 537 amino acids.